Messenger RNA from Ostreobium quekettii, 2205 nucleotides. The record is from the annotation of a GenBank genome assembly. Lineage: Eukaryota; Viridiplantae; Chlorophyta; Ulvophyceae; Bryopsidales; Ostreobiaceae.
AUGGCGCUGGCCGAGCCCCAGCGCGCGUGGAGCGUCCGGCGGAUCGCGGGGCCGUCGCGACAGGCGGAUGGCGCUGCCAGGUGGCCGCAGAAGGGCGCGUGCCGCACCCAGGAGAACUGUCAAGUUGGAGUGAGCUCUGGGGACAGGCAUGUCUGUGCUGCUGGAAAGGUCGUCAACGUUGCCACUGCUGAGGACCUGAGCGUGUUUGAGCAGCUCGUGACUGCCACGGGUCGAAAGUAUGUGAUGAUCAGUGGCAAGGGUGGUGUGGGGAAGACGAGCCUUUCAGCGUCCCUGGCUGUGCGGCUUGCAGAGGCAGGGCACACCACACUUGUGGUGUCUACAGAUCCUGCUCACUCACUGAGUGACUCCCUCGACCAGGACGUGAGCGGUGGUACACCAGUGCUAGUGGAGGGCAGCACGCUCCCCCUGUGGGGCAUGGAGGUCAACCCGGAGCUUGCCAAGGCGGAGUUCAGGCAGUACGCAGAGGGGGAGGCCUUCGCCACCAGGGCAGGCGAUGCCAUGAAGGGGUUUGGACUGGGAUUGGACCAGCUGGCGGAGCUGAAACUGGGAGAGCUGCUGGACACGCCCCCGCCGGGGCUGGACGAGGCGGUGUCCCUGGCCAAGGUGGUGGAGUUUGUGACGAGCGAGGACUAUGCAAAGUUCAGCAGGAUCGUGUUUGACACUGCACCAACAGGGCACACUGUACGGUUGCUUAACCUUCCUGACUUCGUGGGUGCCGCACUGUCCAAGCUGCUCAAAUUGCGUGAGAAAGUGAGCAAAGCUGCCGCACCCAUCCAAAGUCUUAUGGGUAGUGGCAACGGUGAUCAGAGCGAUGCCAUGUCCAGGCUGAACCUGCUGCUGGAUCGCGUGGAGAUGGUCAAGAUGUUGUUUCAAAAUGAGCGGACAACAGAAUUCAUGAUCGCCACCAUCCCCACAACUCUGGCUGUCAGGGAGAGUGCCAGGCUGCUAUCGGAGCUGAGGAAGCAGAAGAUGCCCUGCAAAAGGAUACUUGUCAACCAGCUGAUCGGUCCAGGAGCAGGCGACACCUUCCUGCGUAUGAAGCUGAAAGACCAGGAACAUGCGCUGGCAGACAUUGCCGCCAACCCAGCCCUGCACGACCUGCAGCAGAUUUAUGCGCCCCUCCUGGACCUUGAGGUCCGUGGCCUACCCGCCCUUGCCUACUUUGGGGACCAUGUGUGGAAGGAGGCGAUAGGGGAGAUGAAUGCACCACAGGGUCGCAGGUAUGUGAUGCUGGGGGGCAAGGGCGGUGUGGGCAAGACAAGCAUGGCAGCAUCACUGGGGGUGCAGUAUGCCACAGCUGGUCAGCCAACACUGAUCGUGUCCACAGACCCAGCGCACUCCCUGGGUGAUGCUUUGGACCAGGAUAUCAGCGGAGGCACUCCAGUGCAGCUGGAAGGCACCGACUUGCCCAUAUGGGGAAUGGAGAUAGAUGUGCAGCAGGCCAGGCAAGAGCUGCGGGAGGCGUUGGCAGGGGAGACUGGAGAGAAGCUGAACCAGGCCCUGGGCUUGGGCGGGGUCCUCACAGAGCAGCUGAAGGACCUCAAACUGGGCGAGCUGCUGGACAACCCGCCUCCUGGGGCUGACGAAGUCGUUGCCAUCGCCAAGGUCGUUGAAUUCCUCAAGAGGGACGAAUUUUCAAGAUUCAAGAGGAUCAUCUUUGACACUGCUCCCACUGGCCACACGCUGCGGCUGCUCACGAUGCCCGACUUUGUCGACAAGACCAUCGGCAAGAUUCUGCGCAUUAGGGACACGAUUGAGAGGGUGGCCAACACGGUGAAGGGAGUGUUUGGUGCGGAGACAGACACCCAGUAUGCGAUAGACAAGCUCGCAAAAGUGAAGGCGUACAUGGAAGAUGCCAAGGAGCUCUUCCACGACAGAACGACGACCGAAUUCGUCAUCGUGACGAUUCCCACGGUCAUGGCGGCGGCGGAGAGUGGCAGGCUCGCCGAGGCCCUGACAUCGGAGGGCGUGCCCGUCAAGCGCCUGGUGGUGAACCAGGUCCUGCGGCCGAGCACAACGGAAAAGUUCCUUGAGGCCCGCCGCAAAGACCAGGGGCGGGCCCUCAAGCUGCUGCGCGAGGACCCGGGCCUCAGGGAACUGGACGUCGUGGAGGCCCCCCUCGUGGACCUGGAGGUCAGGGGGAUAGCAGGGCUGCUGUACUUCGGGAAUCAGGUGUGGAAGUGA